This is a messenger RNA of Rhagoletis zephyria (snowberry fruit fly), 1176 nucleotides long. RefSeq lists its product as uncharacterized. The record is from RefSeq and is a predicted model, not a curated record. Lineage: Eukaryota; Metazoa; Arthropoda; Insecta; Diptera; Tephritidae.
AUGAACUUACCUUUGCUGAUCCCAGUGGUCUCCUUGUUUGCUUUACGAUUAAGUGCGAGCCAAGUAUUGCACCCGAGCACACAACAAAGUUUUUGGGAAUCAUUUGCACCUGGAGAGCUGUUGCGACUCUUGGAACGCUCGAGCUUAUCAUUUCCGAGUAUACCAAACACUGUAGCACAACGCAGAUCGGAUGUGAGUUCGGCCGCAUUCACAUUACCCGCCAAGCUGGAUACCAACUUUUCACCAACGCCAGAUUCAUCAACCGAUAACACAUACCCCGCGGAAGAUCAAUUAAAUGCACCGUCAAGUAAUGAAUUCAAUUACGAUAAGGCUUAUGAAGAUUUUGUGCGUCACUAUUUUAGCGACAAACUAGGAGAAGAUAACGACUCUAGUGGAAACAAUAAAGAACCCCUAGAUGGCGAAGGUAGUGAAAGCGAAGAACAACGUUUUGAAACGGAAGACAAUUCUUCAUCUGCGGAAACGGAACCGCUUACGGAGGAAACGAAAAAUCGUUCACAGCGCAAAACAAAGGAAAAAUGUCGCCGUGUUAGAAAACACAAGCAAAAUUGUCUGAUUUGUGAAAAUGCUCGCAGUGGCGAAAAAUCGGAAUCAUGCUCCUUCUCACGUGCAAGUGAACCACAGAAUUAUUCGUUCGAGAGGGAACGCAGUUAUAAGAAACAGCGUGAUACUGACGAGCCUACAUCACAUAGUGCUGAGCAAACGUCUUUGGAAGAAAUGGAAGCCGCCGGAGCGGACAAAAGUGUUGAAAAGCUUAAUAAAAGUGUUUAUAAAGGCAAGCACGUGCAGGUAAAACUCCCAAAAGACAGCAGCACUUGCAUACAAAUGCUGAGGCGUGGAAAAAUUUGCUACCAGUGCGUGGAUGGUGAUGGUACGACUACUAAAUGCUACGUGCCCCGGGAAAGGAGCAGUGGAAGCGCGGCCAACAGGUCACGUCCAGCUAAAGGGAAGGAACAUAAAGUCCAAAAAACUCAACAACGUAUUUACAAACGCACAAUAUCUUAUUCAUUUGAAAAGGGUCCAAAUGGCACUGCAGCAAGCGAAUCGCCAAGUGAUGCCGGCAUGUUGGAAAACACGGACACAGCAAGCAGUGCACCACAUUUGAAAGAAAAAAUAUUCAUUAAGGUAGUUAAGCAAAAUGAAACCAUCGGAGUAUAA